Rhizophagus irregularis DAOM 181602=DAOM 197198 is the source of this 752-nucleotide messenger RNA. The record is from RefSeq and is a predicted model, not a curated record. NCBI's taxonomy places the organism in Eukaryota, Fungi, Glomeromycota, Glomeromycetes, Glomerales, Glomeraceae.
AAUAUUAUGAAAAAGUAGCUAAUAAAGAUUAUGCAAGUGGACAAUUUAAAUUAGGUUGGUUUUAUGAUAUUGGAAUAAGUGUCAAUAAAGAUUUAAAAAUGGCUGUGUAUUGGUAUGAAAAAGCUGCAAAUAAUGGAGAUUUAGAAGCUAUGCAUAAUCUUGGCCUCAUAUAUAAAAAUGGAGAUGGUGUUGAUAAAGAUCAUCAAAAAGCUUUUGAAUUAUUCAAACAAUCAGCUGAAGGAGGAGAUUCAAGUGGAAUAAUGAUGUUAGCUUAUUGUUACGAUAAUGGAAUUGGAAUUAAUAUUGAUAAACAAAAGGCAGUUGAAUUGUAUCAGAAAGCUGCAAAUUUAGGACAUAUAACGGCUCAAUAUAAUCUUGCUAUUAUAUAUGAAGAAGGAGAUGGUGUUGAUAAAGAUCAUCAAAAAGCUUUUGAAUUAUUCAAACAAUCAGCUGAAGGAGGAGAUUCAAGUGGAAUAAUGAUGUUAGCUUAUUGUUACGAUAAUGGAAUUGGAAUUAAUAUUGAUAAACAAAAGGCAGUUGAAUUGUAUCAGAAAGCUGCAAAUUUAGGACAUAUAACGGCUCAAUAUAAUCUUGCUAUUAUAUAUGAAGAAGGAGAUGGAAUUAAAAAAGAUUUAAAUAAAGCAAUUUAUUGGUAUGAACAAUCUGCUAAACAAGGACAUCAAAAAGCUCAAAAUAUAUUAAAAAAACUAAGAAAAAUUAGAAUUAGGAACAAUUUAUGAUGUAAAUUAUUU